AUCGCGCUCGAGUGUGGACACAAAUACGGAAUGGAGGGUUAGCGCCGGGCACUCGGAGAACUACCGGAUAGCGUUCCAGUUCUGGACUAAUUACGCCACUAGGCAUAAUCUUCCCACCACCAUUCCGACUCGAGAUCAGCUCUUACACUUCUUAGAGUUUUAUUUUUAUGAAGGCUGCGCUCCAGAUCAAAUCCGUCAGAUCCGAGCAGCAGUCAACAGUUAUACACGAAGCCAUGGUCUGAUCCCUCCGGACGACACGACAUGGCAACGAGCAGUACAGGGGUAUAUCUCCCUGUGGAACCAAGGAAACCCCCUACCACACCCGACAAGCCUCGCAUUUCUGCCACAUGGCUUGCUCAGGUCUUGGAUGCAACAGGACUUCAGUACAGGGGUAUAUCUCCCUGUGGAACCAAGGAAACCCCCUACCACACCCGACAAGCCUCGCAUUUCUGCCACAUGGCUUGCUCAGGUCUUGGAUGCAACAGGACUUCCGGCGAACUGGCGCGCUCUCAUCGCAGUCUUUUGGCUCUCCAGGGCCAGAAGAGAUACAAACCGGACGGUCGCAUGCAAUUCCUUUACGUUUAUUCCAGCAUCGCACACACUCCUUAUCGAUCUCAAGAAGAAACGAGGAGAACGCUCUCAGGUGGCCAAGCUCAUCACCCGACCCCUCGAUUGCAUUACGUAUGCCUUUCUAGAACGCCAUCUACCCGAUGCAUGCCGUUCAUCUGACAGCCUACAGGCGCCUGCGACCGCUCUAAAUAACCUCACUGACGAA
This is a messenger RNA of Sphaeroforma arctica JP610, 775 nucleotides long. RefSeq lists its product as hypothetical. The transcript has a single exon. The annotation marks the transcript as partial. NCBI's taxonomy places the organism in Eukaryota, Ichthyosporea, Ichthyophonida. The record is from RefSeq and is a predicted model, not a curated record.